Molecule: messenger RNA, 1227 nt
Organism: Plasmopara halstedii
Lineage: Eukaryota; Oomycota; Peronosporomycetes; Peronosporales; Peronosporaceae
Exons: 1
Coding region: 1-1227 (408 amino acids)
Source: RefSeq, a predicted model, not a curated record
AUGGUCGACGUUGGAGCCUUGUCCUCUGAUCACGAUCGAGCAUGUGAAGCCUUUUAUCAAUUAUAUGGAGGUCAAGUUGACUACGGAGAAGUCCACAGUCAUGAAGCAAAGCAUAACCGUUUUGGGGACACAUUUGAAAAUCCAAUGCAUUCUACAUGGAGUGCAUCCAAUCCUAUACACUUAGUAGGUCAUAGCUUCGGAGGUACCACAGCUAUAGAACUCUACCAAUUGCUCUGCUCCGACUUCUUUGGUGUUGGUAGCGACUCUCGGUGGGUUGUAAGCUUAGUUUCGAUCGCAAGUCCACUUUCUGGCUCAACAGUAUCACAUCUCUUUGGACUCCACGACUUGCAUAUGGUGCCGUAUUCUCCAGGUCAUUUUAUUGGCUCAGCUUUAGGUGUUUGGUUCAAGCUUCACACCGACUGGUCGUUGCUCCGCCAUGUCUUUGACUUUCGGAUGCCUCAAUGGCGGUGUGUCAACACUUUUCGCGAAAUUCUUUCACCAACUGGCCGCAUCAAUGGCACCAAUGAUCUUGCUGUGUAUAACAUAUUACCGCGAGAGCGUAUGAGACGUAAUGCUCAGCUAAUAGACAUGGACAAGAUUUUUCUAGUGUCCGUUGCAACCUCCAGUCACGUUACGAUGCCUCGAGUGGAGGUUUUUCUGACAAUACUUGUCGUAGUCUGUGCAAUAAAUUGUGCGUUAAUGCACACAGAAACAAGCACUUUGUCAAUUUCGGCUUUGUGUGCUUCAUUUUUCAUUCUUUGGCGACGUCUUCGAGCUCUCGAUUAUGCCUCAAUUCCAUCUCUUUAUUGUCUUUUGCUUAUCAUGCGGCGACAUGUUCGCACGCUUCACAUGAUCUUUGACGGAUUUGAUCGAGAACUAUGGGGUGAUAAUGACGGUGCAGUGAAUCUCUAUUCAAUGUUGCAACCAUGGGCAAGCGAUAGCGACACCGAGUCAACUACUUCAAAUUCCUCACAUUCCUCACUUACAGUCGACCUCGCGACAACUUCAAGCCCUAAAAAGGAUAUGCAGCAGAAUGUAAGCAACGACCCUCAAGAUCUUGAUCCAUUAGAUUCUGCCAACUUGUCCAAGUUGCGACGUGGACAUUGGUACGUUCAUCGUGUCGAAAAGAAUCAUCUGGCUGGAACGCACUUCGACAGCGACUCCCCCAAACUGUUUCAGCGGCUCUUUCCCGUUCUGGCACAUUUUGAGACAGCUCGCACUUUUUAA